AUGCCACCCACCAUUGUCUUCAUCCGCCACGCCCAAGCGGUCCACAACCUGGGCAAGGCCAACCAUGUCCUCCACGACCCGAACCUCACUGACCUAGGCCGCCAACAAUGCCUGGAACUCCGGGAGCACCUCCAAACCCACCUCCCCGCAGACCGCAAGAUACAGCUGAUCAUCACAAGCCCCAUGCGGCGGGCGAUCCAAACCACCUUAAUCGCGCUAGACUGGCUGAUCGACUCCGGCGUACCCGUCAUCCCCGAUGCCCGCUGGCAAGAAAACUAUCCCAAACCCUGCGACACCGGCACCCCCGCCCCCACCCUCGCAACCGAGUUCCCCCAGCUCGAUUUCUCGACCCUCGACCCCGUCUACCCGGACAAGACCUCCCCCGCGGGCGCGGCCUACCACUUCUCCAAGACGGCUGUGCUGGCGCGCGGGCAGGCGGCGCUGGCCGACCUGUAUGCGCGGCCGGAGGAUGUGGUGGUGGUGAUGUCGCAUUCGGGCUUUUUGAGGACGGCGGUUGUGGGGCGGUGGUUUGGGAAUGCGGAUUAUAGGGUUUUUGAUUUUGUGGAGGGUGAUGGGGAUGGGGAUAGGGAGGGGUUGGGGUUGGUGGAGUGGGAGCUGACGAGGGGGAAGGGGGGAAUGGGGGGGAGUAAGGGGGAGGUGGUGGCGCUUGGGGAGGGGUUGCCGGAGGAGUGAUGCGCGUUGUAUGGGAGUUGGGGAGGACGCGUUUGUACCUAGUGGGCUCGUUAAUUAC
Chaetomium fimeti is the source of this 751-nucleotide messenger RNA. Its product is annotated as histidine phosphatase superfamily. Gene Ontology annotation, cellular component: cytoplasm. The transcript has 3 exons. Gene Ontology annotation, molecular function: phosphatase activity. NCBI's taxonomy places the organism in Eukaryota, Fungi, Ascomycota, Sordariomycetes, Sordariales, Chaetomiaceae. The coding region runs from base 1 to 693 and encodes 230 amino acids. The record is from RefSeq and is a predicted model, not a curated record.